Messenger RNA from Lentinula edodes (shiitake mushroom), 2742 nucleotides. RefSeq lists its product as uncharacterized. Gene Ontology annotation, molecular function: ATP binding. The record is from RefSeq and is a predicted model, not a curated record. Bases 1 to 2742 code for a protein of 913 amino acids. The transcript is spliced from 8 exons. Gene Ontology annotation, cellular component: peroxisome. NCBI's taxonomy places the organism in Eukaryota, Fungi, Basidiomycota, Agaricomycetes, Agaricales, Omphalotaceae. Gene Ontology annotation, biological process: peroxisome organization.
AUGACCCGCCAUUUUGGGCCUAUUUUUGCUUGCACUUUCGGCAGCGCUUUAGUGCACUGUAUCUAUUCUGCUGAUUCCCGACAACUGAGUGUGCGCGCUGCCUUUCCAUCACUGUGGGCUAUGGAGUACCGAGGCUUUGGCAGUUUGCGUCGCAGUGCAAGGGUUGGACGACUUCCCGCCAGAUAUUCUCACAGUGCCACUGCAGGAACAACGCCAUCUCAUUUUCCUCUAUCUGCUUCUAACAAGCGGAAGCGCACUUACUCUACAUCUAAAGAACGAUCUACGGGCAGGGCCUCCAAACGUUCACAUAUCAUUCAAGCUGAUACCCCAACCACCAAGUAUUCGCCUCAUGCAGACCGUAAUAAUACAUCUUCUGCUUCCGCACGAUCUCAACGGUAUCAGCGUCGUCACCCCAGCGUCUUCAACGUAGCAGUUUCAGAGACGGACACCUCACAGGCCAUCGCAUCCACAUCCUAUCUUCCACCACUUGUCGUAAAUAGCCCGAUUGACUCAACGCAACGGCGAACUCGAAGGAAGGAAAACUUUCUCGGAGAGAGGAUUAUCACAGGUUCUCGAGGCUCGACGUGGGACUCGGUGAAACGACCUGCGGAUACAUCUCCUUCCGUCCACACACCUCGGACUUCCACUCUGAAGGGUAAAGAACGAAAUCCCGGUCCAUCCUCUGUUGCUUAUGACAAUGCUUCUCUAUCAUCCUGUCCCAACUUCAGUAUGGGAAAAUCCAAUCAAGUCGCUGACGAUGACUCACCGGAACCCUUGCGGAGCAAACUUACUCCGCCUCCACAGAAAACUACAGAACUCCCUGUAUCUAUUGGCGCUGAUAACGAAGCGACACAGUCGGUCAUGAAAUCACAGAGUCCUUCACCACUUCGUCGGUUGCGCAGCCUAGCCCAGACCACAGCGAAAGCAUCGUUGACGAAGCGAACGAGAGCUUCAAGUACCGGAGUGCCAACAGGCAAGAAGAAGCCAGAUGUCGUUGAGAUAGAAGGUGAUAUCCAGGACGAAGAAGACUCCGAUGCAUCAACCCCUUCCGAGGAUGUGGAAGCCGUGACCACUAUUCCAUCGGAACCAACGAUCCCCAAAGCUGCAACUCUUCCCUAUCCAAUGUCUCUUCCGAAUCCGAUUCCCACAUUAACUGUGACCCCCCCCUAUCCCGCCAAACUCACCUCCUCCGGUAUCCACCUCAGACCCCAUCCCGUACAAUCAUUGUUCUGUUCCUUCUAUCGAAGGUCCAAAAAAGCCAGUCAAAACAUAGGCUGGAAUUGGCCUACCGGAACACAACUAGUCGUACCAGUCAAAUCUUGUGCUUGGGAGGACGCAUUAUCAUCCGCACAAUCUGAAGCAUCUUCCUCUCCAGAUGACGCCCAGCGUGGUCGCAAAGCUAUUCGAAGCCCGCGAGCAAGACGCCCUAGACAAAAGCCUCGUCAAGUUGCCCGGGUCACUGAAAGGCCCUCCGAAACACUUCUCACGCUUGCCUGUCGUGAGAGAUCAUUGAAAUCUAUCGCCAACAGAAGAUAUUACUAUAUGGAACAACUUAAGGACUACGAGGCGGACCAGGCGUUCCAGUUCUUCACUCGUGUUUCUGCUUCCCCAAGAUUCGACUCUAGUGGGGUGUCUUCAUUCACAUCCGACGCUUCAGUAGUUGCACCUUCACGGCCCCAGUCUCCCACCUGGAGCAUCGCAUUACACUGGGAGGUUCGCUUGCAAGAUGCUGGCGAAUGGGAUGGGCAUAUACAUGCUAUGCAUCCUGUAUCUCUUCUGACUUCAUCCUCCGUGCUACCUCCCUCCAUACUUGAAUCUCGCAACGCCAAUCAAGAUGUGUCUGAUCGGGAGUUGGACUUCAGAACAGAGGACUGCUUUCCAUUUGAGUUGGCUGAAAGCGAUGAAGAAGAAGAAGAGCAUGCAGAACAGCCUUCAUUGUCCGACCCUCCCAGUGAUUUGGAACCUAGCACCGGAGCGAACAUCGAGGAAGAACAUGAGGACACAGAAAAUGACGAAACGGAUGAAAGCGAAGACCCUUCUUCUGUGCAUGCGUCUACUGCUGUACUCCGUGCUGAGAUCCUGCGGAAGUUGGGUUCAAUAGGACAUGGCACUCCUAUCAACCCAAAUAGACGAAGGAAUUUGAUCGUUUGGCUUGAGGAUCUGAAAGCUGUCAACAAUGCCCAUGCCAUAUCAGAAAAAGUGUUCGUGCAGCAUGGCCCUGAGCGACUGCGUCCAGUAGGCUCUUCCGCGUGGUAUGCUAUGCACUUUCCGUCAACGCUUUCCUCCCAACCUGUACUCAAAUCGACUGCUGUCAAGCCCGAUGCUUUCAUAACGUCGACAGGUCCUACUGCAUCGUCACCACCAGCACUUUUGGCUGGAGCCCAGCAACAACAGCUGGAAGCGCAAACUCUGACUGUUCAUUUGACUCUUGUGCCUCCAAAUUCCAUUGCGAUCAAGAAGGAGGCGUAUGUAGGAUGGACUGGCAUGGCUUCUGCGUCGUCUCUGGCCCAAUUUAACGUCUCGGACCUCACGGAAAAAGGUCUUGAAACAAUCGAGAUUGACCCACAGUACUCACAGAGCUUGGGAUUUGCUCACGGAGAUAUUGUUGAAAUUGGCUUACUUCAUGACAUGGCUUUUGCAAAGUCUGUGGCGACCGAACCUUUGACCUCAGACGAUUGGGAGAUUAUUGAAAUCCAUGCAUCUCACGUAGAAUCUUCUCUUCUCUCUCUCAAGUCCGCGUAG